GAUAAACGGCCACAUUGCUGUUUGUAAAAAGUCAGUCGGGAAGAUUAAGAAAUUGGUUGCAAGUUGUGAAAAACAUGGAAUUGAACAUAAAGUUUUGGACGGAUCUCACGUGAACGCAGAAUUCCCGGGGUUGAAAUUUAACGACGAUUUUGAGGCAGUUUAUGAACAAACUGGUGGUGUACUUAAUGCUGAUAAAUGUCUACGAGCAAUUCAGGAAGAAUUGAUUAAGUUUGGUGGAGAACUGCACGAAAAUGAAAAAGUUCUGAACAUUGAGCCAAUUAAUGACUCGAGAGUUAAUGUUCAAACAUCUAUAGCUGCAUAUGCUUCAGUGUCAGUUGUUUUAUGCUGUGGUUCGUGGACCAACAAACUUUUAAAGCCAUUGGAUCUUCAACUGCCAUUAAAGACAUGCAAGGUACAAGUGACAUACUGGAAAGAGAAAGUUCCAAAUAUUUAUUCAAAGUUCCCAAGCCUUAUUUACUACAAGGUUGAUUCCGUAUCUAUGUAUGGACUCCCCUGUGAAGCUUACCCUGGAUAUUUUAAGUUUUGCUUCCAUUAUCACUUUGUUAUUGAUCCUGAUGAUGAAGAAGAUUUGGAGAAACAUUCAUCAAGGGAAGAGGCAAAGAUGGGGAUGGAAGAAAUAACUGAAGUUGUGAAGAAUCAACUUCCAUAUUUGGUCCCAGAGCCCAAAGUAAUGGAGCCUUGUAUGUUAACUACAACUCCUGACACAGAUUAUAUUUUGGAUCGCCAUCCAAGACAUAAGAAUAUCAUUAUAGGAGCUGGGAUGUCAGGAAAGAUCCUAUCCGAGUUUGCGGAUGACGUAACACCGAGUUACGCGGUUCAUUAUUACGUCAUAGAUCGCUUUCAUACAUGA
Molecule: messenger RNA, 871 nt
Organism: Ciona intestinalis (vase tunicate)
Lineage: Eukaryota; Metazoa; Chordata; Ascidiacea; Phlebobranchia; Cionidae
Source: RefSeq, a predicted model, not a curated record